Molecule: messenger RNA, 1879 nt
Organism: Abrus precatorius (Indian licorice)
Lineage: Eukaryota; Viridiplantae; Streptophyta; Magnoliopsida; Fabales; Fabaceae
Product: BRCA1-associated protein
Exons: 10
Coding region: 5-1495 (496 amino acids)
Biological process (GO): Ras protein signal transduction; protein ubiquitination
Cellular component (GO): cytoplasm
Molecular function (GO): zinc ion binding; ubiquitin protein ligase activity
Source: RefSeq, a predicted model, not a curated record
AUUUAUGGAAUUUGAGAAAUUGGACAGAGAGUCGAGCCUCUGUGGCGCCAUGUUCUUCCUGCGAGUUCACUCAGUGGACGCCGACCACCCUCUCCAUUCCCAAACCAUCUUCUCAGUUCUACAAUCACAGUCAAAAUCACAAUCACGAUCCCAAUCCCCAAACCCUAAAUUGAGCGAACGCAGAGGCGCACUGCACUUGUUCCGAAGCCCCUCUCACUCCUCAGUCCCAUCCUCUCUUCUCUUCAUUCUCGCCGUUCCCAACUACCUCUCCUUCGAUGACUUCCUUCGAUUCUGUGGUCCCCACCUCGACCCCCUCCACCACCUUCUCUUCAUCAGGAACGACGGCACCGAGGAUCGCUACAGCGUCCUCAUCAAUUUUCUUGAUCAAUUUUCGGCUGAUGCAUUUUAUAACAACUUCAAUGGCAACAAGUUUUCCCCUGCCGAGGCAGAGAUAUGCCAUAUUCUGUAUUUGGUAUCGGUGGAGUACUCAGAAUAUGCACAAGUUGCUAUGACUCCUCCUGCAGGUUGUACGGAAAUACCAACUUGUCCUGUUUGCCUUGAGAGAUUGGACCCAGACACAAGUGGGAUACUCACAACGCUUUGUGACCAUUCGUUUCAAUGCCCUUGUGUCUCAAAAUGGACGUACUUAUCUUGCCAAGUCUGUCGUUUCUGUCAGCAACAGGAUGAGAAGCCAACCUGUUUUGUUUGUGGAACGUUAGAUGAUCUAUGGGUUUGUAUGAUUUGUGGAUUUGUUGGAUGCGGAAGAUAUAAAGAAGGGCAUGCUAUUCAGCAUUGGAAGGAUACUCAGCAUUGCUAUUCACUUGAUUUUAAAACACAGCAAAUUUGGGAUUAUGUGGGUGACAGUUAUGUCCAUAGACUGAACCAGGACCAGUCUAAAAUUGAUGGCAAGUUGGAGAUGAAUUUUCGCUGUAUGUCACUGGAAGGAGAUUGUCGUACGUGUGAAUGUCAUGAAGAUUUAGGAAUUGAUGGGGCCCUUUUCAACAGCAAAGUUGAAGCAAUUGUGGAUGAAUACAAUUGUCUUCUUGCAUCUCAGCUGGAGACUCAAAGACAAUAUUAUGAAUCCGUACUAGUAGAGGCGAAAAGUAAAGUGGAAAGUUCCAUAUCUGAAGCAGUGGAGAAAGCUGCAACUUCUGGAAUGCAGGAUAUGCAAAAUGAGCUGGAAAAGUAUACAGAAGAAAGAAAUGCCAUUGCUGAGGUCAAUCAGAAACUCAUAAAAAAUCAAGAGAUUUGGCGAAAUAAGGUUAAAGAAGCUGAAGAGAGGGAAGCUGCAUCAAUAAAACUGAUGAAUGAGAGGAUACUUGAUUUGGAGGAACAGAUUAGAGACAUCAAGAUUUUUCUAGAAGCACAAAAAACAAUUGAUAAGAUGUCAGAUUCAAAUGGAAUCAAGGAGGGAACAGUCUUACCAGUGUCUUAUGAGCAAUCUUUGCCUGGCAACAGUAAGAGAAACAGGAAGUCUGGUCGAAGGCGGAACUAGUUGUAACCCCAACCAGCACGCACUCAAACUUACGGAGAUUAGUCUGCGUUUAAGGAGGGAAGGGCACUGCUUCUGAAUCACGGAAACUUUGUGUUGAGCUAGAGGGAUAUCCAACUAUGGGCCUUCGGUUUCUGUCUGUAUAUUUUAGAUGCUGUAUGCUUGGUGCUUGUAAACAGUUAGUUCAACCAAUUUUGUGGUACUAAGCCAUUCCCAGAGACCAGUUUGUGAAGCCCGUUCAUGGUUAUGAUGGUAAUUGACUUAGCUGCUAUAGUAAAUAUUAGCAAAGCCUUACAAUUCGACUCCAACGCAACUUAAAAGAAUGUUCAAAACGUAUUCUCUGACAUAUUUUUUUGAAACUCUAUUAUUGAUCGCAUUUAUUGAGAC